Messenger RNA from Archocentrus centrarchus (flier cichlid), 1609 nucleotides. RefSeq names its product golgin A7 family, member Ba (gene golga7ba). Gene Ontology annotation, cellular component: palmitoyltransferase complex. The record is from RefSeq and is a predicted model, not a curated record. Gene Ontology annotation, biological process: peptidyl-L-cysteine S-palmitoylation; protein targeting to membrane. NCBI's taxonomy places the organism in Eukaryota, Metazoa, Chordata, Actinopteri, Cichliformes, Cichlidae. The transcript has 5 exons. The coding region runs from base 79 to 555 and encodes 158 amino acids.
CCUCCCCCCUCCGUGUCCACUAAGCGGUUUCAGAUUGUGAAGGGACUCGUCCCUACAGCCACGGAUGCGCGGUGCAACAUGGCGACAGAGUUUCAUAACCUGCAGGAGUUGAGGCACAGUGCAUCUCUGGCCAACAAAGUAUUCAUCCAGAGAGAUUACAGUGAAGGGACCACCUGCAAGUUUCAGACCAAGUUCCCAUCUGAGUUGGAAAGCAGGAUCGAGCGGACUCUGUUCGAGGACACUGUGAAAACGCUGAAUAACUACUAUGCAGAGGCAGAAAAGAUUGGAGGACAGUCCUACUUGGAGGGGUGUCUGGCCUGUGCUACAGCAUAUCUCAUCUUCCUCUGCAUGGAGACACGUUAUGAGAAGGUGCUGAAGAAGAUUGCCAAGUACAUUCAGGAGCAGAAUGAGAAGAUUUAUGCUCCUAGAGGUCUCCUUAUCACAGAUCCCAUAGAAAGGGGAAUGCGUGUUAUAGAGAUUUCCAUCUAUGAAGAUCGGGGCUCCAGUGGCUCCAGCUCAGGGAGCAGCUCUGUGUCUGGAAGCACUGCUCGAUAACUGGUUACUUCCUAAACCUGUGUCCACCUGAUCACUCACAACUAGGAAGGAAGGAACACCUAGGACAUAAUGCUACUCAUGUUCCAACACUGAACACCCCCUCAGCUACACUCACACAAAGGAUUCACAAUUUUUUUCCAUCGUGUGUUUAAGUUGGUUACACUAGACAUUUAAAAGGUGCACUUUAGGGGUUUAUUACAAAGUGCUGAUGCACUUUUGUUAGGAUGUAAUGUCUCAAUGAAAAGGAAAAAAAAAGAUGUAGCUAGUAAUGCUUUGUGUGAUCCGACCAUUUCUCCUUCCUGUCCGAUUUCAUGAUAAAAGGGAGGAAAUGCUGAGACCAGACCUCAUACCUCUUUUGCUGUCAUUGCACCACGUAGGCCAGAUCAACCUGAGCUGCACCCUGAAAACACUGGACCAAACACAAGACUAGACUGAACUCAAUUAUCUACUCAGCACAUCAGUCACUGGCUUUUUAAUACUUUGUUAUGAAACUGUUUCCACUUCUCAACAAAUGCCAUAAGUAUUUGUGUAAGGCUUACAAAUUCUACCUGCCCAGAACCCAAAUAGAUAGUACAUGGCACCACUUCCAGAUCUGCUGUAAAUCAUACUGUCUGGCAGCAGAUGAAUGUCAUUUAAGCCACCCAUAAUGUAGCAGAUCUUCCAUUUUUCUCACGAAGCUUGUAUUUCCUUCUUUAGGGUCACAGCUACAAAUCCAAGUACUAACCUCUUGGUUUCACUGAGCGUGAACCGCUCUUCCUAAAUUUUGAUUAUGCAAAGACUUGCUGUGUGUGAAGUGCAGCAGUAAGUGUAGAAGCGAUGGGUUAAAAAAAAUGUCUUCCUAAUCUUACCUGUGUUAAUAAAAUACACCAACCCUUCCUUGCUUUAUGAACAGACUUCCAAAGAACAAUAACUGCCAAAAAAACAGACUCACAAAUGUGAAUGUUUCUUUUAUUUUGGUGACAUUUUGUGCAAGAACAAGUUUUCAUACUGCUUGUUGUUUAAUACACAUGGUAUAGAUGACUGAUGUCAAAUAAACAAUUUCAUCACAGCUCCA